AUGCUAUUAAAACUCAAUAUUCUUGUAGUGAUUUAUGUGAUCGGAGGGUGUAGAAAGGCGGUUUCGUUGGAUAUCGAGGUUUUGGACGUGAAGACGCAAACAUGGGAGUGUUUUCCGGGUUUGUGUAAGGAAGAGGUGUCUGAGAGAACAAUCGAGAGUCUUGUGAUGAAUGAGAAGAUCUACAUAAUGACUCAUAGACAAACCUUUGUUUACGAUCCUAAGACAUAUUGUUGGGGUAAGAUAAGGAUUUAUGAUCCGGAAGCUAAGUCUUGGACAUUCAUGAAGGGUGCUGAAGAUCUACCUAAGAUGGUGAAUUAUUAUGCUGGAUACAAAAUGGCAAUCAUGGCGGAAAACUUGCGAUUUUGUACUUUAAUCGUAAUGUCAAUCGCAACACAGAGGUUUGGUACACGGAGAUUGCAUUGGAAAAGCGAGAAGGAAAAGAGAUUUGGGGGAAAGUCUUGUGGACUAAUCAUGUGA
Messenger RNA from Microthlaspi erraticum, 477 nucleotides. The record is from the annotation of a GenBank genome assembly. NCBI's taxonomy places the organism in Eukaryota, Viridiplantae, Streptophyta, Magnoliopsida, Brassicales, Brassicaceae.